UAUAGCUAAAGCCGGCGGAGUGCUUCGCUUUCAUAAAGCUGUGUCUAUACGGUGCGUUAACAAGCCGGUCUCGUAGAGUGAACGCUUAGAGAGCAGUCACCGCUCUACACACAGCUUCGAGUGUUACAGAAAUCGAAGGAGUCCGAUCCCACUAGCGGCUCUCUACAAGGAGCUUGUUUCACCGUGUGGCUAUUAAAACGCUCUUACUUCCCAAUCGAUCAGGGAUAUCUAGCCAGCGAUUCUAGUAAAAGGGACCACAGAGUAUCUGAACAACACCGUAUCAUCGUAUCCUCUAUUGAUUUAUUGAGCUAGUCAUUCGAUUGGCUGAAGAGCUUGGUCGGCAUGGAGGCACGUGGUGGGCGUCAUAGUGCUAUAUGAGAGCCAGGGUCCUUUUUAUUCGGAUGUCGACAACAGGGCGACGGGAAGACUUCGACAAAGACAGGUUGGAAUAGAUCUGAAUUAAUUUUAUAUCCACUGGAAAAGUUCCUCAAAAAGAGUUUUCGGCCCCUAGGACGGUGGACGUUAAAAGGUGUCCGGUUUAACGUCUUGAAACUGUUUUUGUCGCCCAAAAGGAGACGGCAAGGCGAGGAGUGAGCAUUGGUAUCGGACGCUAUCGGGACGAAAUUAAGUAACAGGAUCCAAAACUUCUGCGGGACACGCCAAAAACCGGACGGUAAAAGUAGGAGGGUCAGAAAGCGGAUCGUCUGUCAUUAACACCGUCUAGUCCCAUUUCGUUACUUAUCUGGAUUCGGCGCUCACAGAAACACCGGCUAAUUGUAUCGCUAUUGUUCCAUCAGCGCCCGAACGUUCAUAUUUUGGAAGUUUUCCAAACCGUUUUGCAUUUAACGUUCGCCUGACACCGUCGGUGUUAGAGAAAGUCCUCUACCCAGCGAACUGUGUGGACUACGAUAAUCUGCUGAGGGAAAAACAGGGCAAGGAAGGCAAACACAAACCCAGACUGUCGCUCUAGGCAACUUCACCACCUAUCAAGCGGGUUCUGCUUUAAGGCCCGGAAAAAGUUUUCAUCGCUUUUUGUAAACUCAGUUGUUUUUCCUCUUUUUUUUUGUAAAUUUAAAUUCCAGUUUUCGGAAUUUCUCAAGAACUCACAUCAACAUGAAGAUUCUCAUAUCCAUAGUGCUUUGCAACGCCAUAUUUGCUGUGCAUGCAUUACCCACACAAAUGUCACGUGCUGACAUAGAGCAGAGCUUGAAGACAAAGUUGUUAGCCGCCAUUUGCUCUCUCAAGGGGAAAGCCGCUGAAUCCUGUAUUCACGAUGUCAGGAUGCAGAACGGGCUUCAACAGAUCAUCGACAUAGCAAGACAAGAAGGAAGACUGAGUCGGGCAAGAAACAAUGCCGAUGGAGUGACGUCAAGUUUGUUGGGUCAUCUGAUUUCACAAAAACAGCGGCGGCAGUCGAGUUUCUAUAGCAACUGGUGAAACUUGACUGACCAGUCAGAUUGCAGAAAACCAGGCAGUCAAUGACCGGAUGUAGCGAUGUGCAGCUCCGCACCAAACAGACGUAACUUCCGGUGUGACUCUGGCUUUUUUGUAAAAUAAUCUGAUCACCCCAUAUGACACGGAACAGAUUUUAUACGACAAGCGAAGGAAGCCACUUUUAUUUCUUCUUUCGACUCAGUUGGUAUCCAUGGAUACCAGACGUCAUGUCCAAGAUGUACAUCUUUUCGUUUCUCUGUAGUUGAUUGGUCUAGAUGUUUACCUUCGAUUUGUUUCCACCCGCACAGGAUUUUCACUUUCAUUUGUGUUACUACUGCUCAUGUCGACGACUGUGCGUUAAAAAAAAAAACAAAAAACAAUAAAAUUUCAUCCCUCGCAUGUUCUUUUAUAAUGGAGGCGAUAUUAGUGUGGAAAGAGGAUGUCGAUUACUACCAUUUCCAAAGAAGAGUUCUUGGAAAGGGGGAACAACUACUGAACAUCUAUUUCUUUGAGAACUCUUGACUGUUGUUUCCUUUAUGGUGGAUAAAUGUGACAAAAUGUGCGGACAGUCAUGCUCCGCAGUCGCGGGCCGAGGACUUGAAAUCGGAAUCCUUAAGAAAGCAGAUUUAUAUCGCACCAAGUUGAUGACAAUGUUGUUUCCUGCUGCGGAAAUGGAACAAACAUCACAGUGACAGUUUUGUGCAGAUAUAUUUUGCGUCUAAUGCACAGUUAGUUCAGUGGAAAUUUUUGAUAGUUUCACCUGAUAAUUUGACUUUCUUUGUGUAUUUUAUUUAUCAUAUCUGUGAGUCUCUAUUACUCACUAUUAUCAAUACUCUAUUUGCGUGACCGCUUGUCUUGUAUAGUGUAUAUCUUACAUAUUCUGUAUACCAUUUAUAUUGAUGUGAGAAGAGAAAAACUUGCCCAUUGCACAAACUAAAUAAUGCAGACAAAAAUAGCAGAAAAUAAACAAAAAAGCUCUGUUUUAUAUACCAUGAUUCAAACUUAAAUGUAGCCAAAUCCUUUGUUUUCUUAACAAUAAAUAAAUAACAACAACAGCCAUAUGCUUCUGCCAAAGCAGAAAUGUGUCAAAGCUU
Liolophura sinensis is the source of this 2528-nucleotide messenger RNA. RefSeq lists its product as uncharacterized. Lineage: Eukaryota; Metazoa; Mollusca; Polyplacophora; Chitonida; Chitonidae. The transcript is spliced from 4 exons. The coding region runs from base 1114 to 1437 and encodes 107 amino acids. The record is from RefSeq and is a predicted model, not a curated record.